AUGGCGGACGCAGAACAGCUAGCAAGGGCCAUCUGCGAGACCUGCGCCCAGCUCCACCAACCAAAUGCACCACUGCACGACAUCGCCGCCGCCAACCUACGGCUCAUCCAGCUCUGCGAGCACGAGCAGGCGCCGCAGGCGUGCCUGCUCAUCGUGCGGCACGGCGGCCAGCUCGCGGCACAGGGCGCGCCGAUCCACGCCUGCGCGCUGGCGGCCGGGAAAGUAGAACGAGCGUGCCGCGAGCGGAUCGUCGGCGGCGACGACGCGUUCGCGCUGCUGGAGCAGCUCGCAAAGGACGAGGCGGGCGACGCCUGCGCCGGCGCCGUCUGCGCGGCCGUGGCCUUUUGGUGCGUCGAGAGCGGGCAAGAAGUGAAUGCGCUCGACCGUUGCGCCGCGCGGCCGGUGCUGCUCGCGACGGCAAUCGCGGACGAAUUGGCGCGGCGAGAUAUGAUGAGGGACGCCGCCGGCGCCUGGCGCGCCGUCGCGCGCGCCGCGCCGCCGGUAGCAAAGCUCGCGCGGUGUGUCCAGGCCUGGGCGGCCUGCGGCGCGCGGCUCCGGGGCGCGCCUCCUGCGGUGCUCGGGGCGCUCCUCGAGGCGGCGAUCGGCGGCGACGCGGACGCGACGGGUGCGCUCUGCGCCCUCGUCGAGGCGGAGCCCCCGCUGCCCCCGGCCGACGCCGUGGCGCCCUACCACACGCUCGUGGCGCUCGCGGUCGCGCCGACGGACGCCGCCGCGGCCGCCGACGCGCGCGCUUCGUUAGCCGCCGCGCUCCUGACGCUGCUGGCGGCGCCCGUCGCGGCGCAGAUGGAGCGCGGCUCGCCCGUCGGCGCGGGCCUGCUCGAGGGCCUCGUCCGGGGCGUCGGCGCCGCGCCGCCCAACGUCGCGUCGACGUGCACGGACGCAAUGGUUGGCUUCCUCGACGCGCUGCCGGACCGGUCGUCGUUCGCGCCGCCGUGGCGCCGCCCGCUCGCGUCGGCCGUCGUCCGCGCCGCCGCGGCGCGCGCGUCGGACGCGUUCUACGCUUCGGGCCGGUCCUUCGAGGACCGCGACGACGCGACGUUCAACCGCCUCUACCACGCGGGGCCGUGCCUCUACCAGCUCGCGCUCGCCCUGGACGAGACGGACGUGACCGAGGGCGAGCUGCUCGCGAGCGCGCCGUGGCUCGAAGAGGCCGUGGAGGCCGUCCUCGGCGAAGAGGAGGAGGAGGAUUCGGAAUAG
Pelagomonas calceolata is the source of this 1218-nucleotide messenger RNA. The record is from the annotation of a GenBank genome assembly. Lineage: Eukaryota; Pelagophyceae; Pelagomonadales; Pelagomonadaceae.